Messenger RNA from Lolium rigidum, 1611 nucleotides. Its product is annotated as protein LTO1 homolog. The coding region runs from base 924 to 1349 and encodes 141 amino acids. The transcript has 2 exons. The record is from RefSeq and is a predicted model, not a curated record. NCBI's taxonomy places the organism in Eukaryota, Viridiplantae, Streptophyta, Magnoliopsida, Poales, Poaceae.
UCAUAAAAACCAGUUUUUUUUUUUUGUGAUUGCUGUUGCAUGUAUGUGAGGAUUACAACAUCAUGGCAGAGCAUGUAUCCCUGUGUCAACUCAUAGUAGUGGCUGAAUCUUAGCUGAAUUGAUUUACACUGUCAACACAUUACACUAGAGGAAGUUGCUCAUAGCAAUAAGAGCAUAAGGAAUGAUGUGGUUUUCAGGAUGCGUGGACCUUAGACACAUAUCAUCCCCAGCCUUCCCUUUCAGCACAGAUCAUCAUGCACGCUGGACCUCCUAUCCUCUCCCAGCAAUAUGCCGCUGGGGUUAAAAACUAGAUGUCAGUAGUAUUCCCGUAAAUUUUGAACAGUUCCCUGUGGAAUAUGAUGCCGCUGGGGUUAAAAACUAGAUGUUAGUAGUACUCCCGUAAUCAAAUAUUGAUGCUUUAGUAAUGUGUUGGACAGUUCCUUGUUUUGAACAACAAUUAAUUUGAUCCUUCAAAUAGUAGCAUAACAGAAGAUUGCGUUAUUCUCAGAAUCAAAUAUGAUUGAUGAACUAGGGUGAUAUACUUGAAGAUUCAAGUUGACUGUCUGUACUAGUUGUCUGAAAAUCAAUCUCAGUUUUUUUGUUGCUUAACCUGAUAUUAACUGUAACGUAUGGUUUAGACAUGGCUAACUUGGUUUUUCUCAUUCCAAUUAUCAUCAGUAUAUAAGAUAAUGGGGUUGCUAUCUUUAAAUUCCAUCUACAUUUUUAUAUACGGGGAUGUGCUGUUGUAAUAGAACUGUAAUAUCUAUUUAUUUUUUAUAGGAACCUGCAACUUUUGUUCUAGUUGGAGUGGACGAACUGCCGCCAUCUUGGGACCCGGUCAGCACACCUGAUUUUGAUUUCUUGGAGUUGCAUGUUUUUGGGAACCAAGUAUUACUCAACGUGAUUAAGCUCUGGUUCAUAUCAUGGAUCAACAGCCCAAAGACGAUAUUGAUAUUUUUGAACCAACGGUGACCUUAGAUCAAACACAUUAUCAAGAGGGUUAUAAAAAUGGUUAUGAUGAUGGCUUGGUGUCUGGAAAGGAAGACGGGAGGCAGGUUGGUCUAAAGAUGGGUUUCCAGGUUGGUGAAGAACUGGGAUUCUAUAAAGGUUGUUUGGAUGUGUGGAUGUCAGCAAUUCGCCUUGAUCAAGAUGCAUUCUCAGCUCGAGUCAGAAAGAACAUGGAACAACUAGCUGCACUACUGAGCAACUAUCCUUUGUCUGAUCCAGAGAAUAACCAGGUUCAAGAAAUGAUGCAGAACAUCAGGAUGAAAUUCAGGGUUAUCAUGGCAAGCUUAGGAGCAAAAUUGGACUAUGAAGGUCGCCCCACAUCUUCUAAGAAAGACUUUUAGGAUCUGUAGUCUGUAGCUGGUGUAGCAUUAUGGAUAGGCCCCUUGUGGAUUAUCAAAUCUCAGUUACCACUUUGAAAGUGAUGUUUGAUAUCAAUAUCUUUGCCUUUUGGUUUUGUGGUUUUGAUGUUCCGUUUCAUGAAUAUGGCUAUAGACAUGUAAGGACUUACGGUGCUACAGGGAUAGCUGAGGGUACCUGAAGCACUACUGUAUGUAAGUAUCUAAGGUCCACUUCAACUUUAAGAAAUUUUCAGUCAUUUUUCUA